Molecule: messenger RNA, 855 nt
Organism: Aspergillus bombycis
Lineage: Eukaryota; Fungi; Ascomycota; Eurotiomycetes; Eurotiales; Aspergillaceae
Exons: 1
Coding region: 1-855 (284 amino acids)
Molecular function (GO): ubiquitin protein ligase activity
Source: RefSeq, a predicted model, not a curated record
AUGUCCCCACAAGCCACCUUGCAGCACCAACUCAGCGAAAUCCUAAACAUGCACCCCCCGCCAGAGUAUCAGUGUCUGGAGUUCAGCAUUUCUCGUGUCUACCGCUGCAAAAACACAAUCAGCCCCGUCACCCGCGCAGCAGCCCCUAGAUUACUCAAUACAAGUAGCAGGUAUUUCAACGAGGGUCGGGAUAUCAGCGGCAUCUUAGUGGGUUGGUCUACUCUGCUGCUGUGUACUCAAUCCCAUCAGUCUCAGUGGUAUCGACUGGCUCGAAAGUGGGCAUUCCAGGUGUGGAGGUACUCGCUUGGUCGGCGUGAUUCUACGACUACUACUGAUGUGGCCAGCAAUGAGAAUAGGCUUGUGCAGGGGCAACCGGGAGCUGAGGCUAGUGGUGCCCUCCACUCGGACGUGGUGCAUGGACCGGUGGAGCAGGCACAGCAAGCGUCAGCGGAGGAGUGGCGUCCACAGGGAGAGGUUCCAAGACCAUGCCACCAUGAAGAGCCGACCGCCAGCUCUGUGAGUGAGGAGUCGGUGCGCUCCAGCUCGAGCUUGGAUCAGGCUGCUCAGGCCUUGAAUACGAGCGCUGUCUCGGGGAUGGUGGCGCCAAGGGCGGUUGAGGACGAGUGUGGGAUCUGUCUACUAGGGUUUUUCGUUGACGUGACGGGCGGGUCAGCGAGGGAGUACACUGCGGCUGAGAAGGAGCUUUACGAGACGGUAUAUGACGAUGAUCUGUGGGUGUGGUGUCGGCGUCACUGUGGCACGAAUUAUCAUGGAGAGUGUAUGGAUCGGUGGAUUGAGACGUCUGGGAAUUUGCACCCGAAAUGUCCGACUUGUAGCGAAUUUUGGGUUUAUUGA